AUGCGCACAGCCCAUAGAUUGCUAGCGCAGUUGUCGCGAAAACCGAUUCUGGAGGCGCGGAAGCCGAAAUCCGAUGGAGAAGCGACGUCGUUCGUGGACUUCCGACGCGUUCGGUGCAUUGCCGGCAACGGCGGAAACGGAAUGGUCUCGUUCUUUCGCGGAUACAAGAAACCGUUCGGAGGACCCGACGGCGGUGACGGAGGACACGGCGGACACGUUGUUUUUAGGGGUACUGUGGUUUAGACGCGGCUGAAAUGGGGCACAGAAGAUGUUUUGGAGUCGGCCGGCCCCAAUGAUCCACAUAUCUCGGGACCAGGUGAUCCGAUCGAGCUGAAACUUGGUCCCAAUGGUCCUCAAUCCGAGACCAACAAUCCUGCAAAGUCUUGGCCCGAUCGGAUUAUUGCGAAUGGAUCAAAAGUCCAGGUCAAGGGCCGGCCAACGAAUUGUCGGAGAAAAUGGGCCGAAUUUCUUCAGAGAUGGUUUGGCGUUUGCGAAAAACAAAACUUUAUAGUAUCGACCAGUUUAUUUUAACGAUAAAAAGCGAUACGAUACAUUUAUCGAUCGGUUUUUCGAAUAGCCGCUACGAAUUCGCAAUGUUCUCAAUUUUAAGCGAGUCGCGGCGCGAAGGACCUCUCGCCGGUUCACUCGAUCGUCAGAGCGCACAACGGAGAAUUCGGAAGGUUUUUCUUCUUUCUUCUGCUUAAAAAUGUCCGAAUUUCGGCGUGUUCAGAUCGAAAUCGUGUCACGGAAAGUCAGCGGAGCACAAAGAAGUGAGCGUUCCGUUGGGAACCGUGUUCAAGGCCAACGGAGCGACUGUGUUCGAGCUCAACGGCGAAAAUGAUGUACGUUUUGCAACCGGUCACUUUGCAACUGAAACAACUGAAAAUCUGAUUCUAGAAGGCAUCAUUUCAGGUUUUUUUUUAAAUAGAAAAACCUGUAAUUUAAUCGAAAAAUGAAUCGGAACUCAUCGAAACAAGUUUAAAGCUUCUUUUUUUGUCUAUUUUCAACCUAAUUUGUUCGAUUUCCUGUUUCAGAUGUUCAUUGCGGCUCGCGGAGGCGUCGGCGGUCGCGGCAAUCAGUUUUACGUGUCGAACGAGGUGCGAAAACCGUUCAAAGCCGAGUACGGCGGAAAUGGCGAGGAGGUAAGUGCGCUCUGAUGCAAAUGAAAAAGCACGCGGGUUUUCAGUUGACGUACGAUGUCGAGAUGCGAGUGAUGGCCACCGCCGGACUCGUCGGAUUCCCCAACGCCGGAAAAUCGUACGAUUUUAAGAGCUUCCGAUUGUCAAGCUCCGCCCCUCGUGCCGCUUUUGCUGAAAACCUAAUUUCUGUUCUAAUCUCGCUCUCUUUCGCGAAUUGCGCUUGAUUUCAAUACAUCUUGUGUCGGAAUCGUGUCGGUCACCACACCACAAGAAAAAUAUCGCAAAAAAAGCGUUUCCCUUCGAAAAUUACAAGAAUUUUCUAUUUUCCCCCUAAAAUCCAAUGCUUCCAGCUCUCUGCUGCGCGCGAUCUCCCGAGCGAAACCGAAAGUGGCGGCGUACCCGUUCACGACGCUCCGCCCGCACAUUGGCGUCGUCUUCUACGAGGAUUUCGAGCAAAUCGCCGUCGCCGACAUUCCCGGACUCAUCGAGGACGCCCACCUCAACAAGGGACUCGGCAUCUCGUUUUUGAAGCACAUCGAGCGGUGCCAGUCAGUUGUUUUUUUUUUCGAAUUUUCUAAACCUCGAAUAUUUAUUUGACAGAUCUCUCUGGUACGUGCUGGACUUUGCCACCGGAAACCUCGUCGAUCAGUACGAGAAACUGCGAAUCGAGCUGGAAGGGUACCAAAAUGGCCUCGGAGAUCGCGCUUCGACGAUUGUCGUGAACAAAAUCGAUUUGGCCGAAAAGAGCAUCGAAGUGAGUAUUCGUCAAUUGUCAAUCGAGCGCCUUUCAACUCCAUUUGUUUUGCAGAAAGAACACGAUCGUCUCCGCUCGCUCUUCCCCAAUCUUCCCGUAUUUCCAGUGUCUGCCGAGCAACGGAUAGGGCUGGAGCCACUUUUGGAGCAUUUGAGAGAUAAAUAUGAUAGCAGUUUGGUGGAAUAA
Messenger RNA from Caenorhabditis sp. 36 PRJEB53466, 2079 nucleotides. The record is from the annotation of a GenBank genome assembly. NCBI's taxonomy places the organism in Eukaryota, Metazoa, Nematoda, Chromadorea, Rhabditida, Rhabditidae.